AUGGUGCUCGGCAGCCUAUUUCAAGCCUUUCAAAAUUUGUUCAAGCGUAAAGCUGCCACUAACGAUAUCACCUUUCCCCCAGAACCGACGCCCAAGCUCGAACACUUACUCCAAGGUGUCCCUGAAGACAUCGGCCUUUUCAUUCUGAAGCGCUUCGAUGCAGGCGCCUUCUCUCAAGAGCUCCUCAAGUCCGUCAUAGCUCCCCUCGCCUCUGACGAUAAGAAUGAGGACGGUCAAAUCGAGGAGGGCACCUAUGCUGGCACGCAGUUGGCUCUAACGGAGUAUUACGAUCGCAUUGAACAAUCUUACGCCUCAUGGUUCCAUACUUUAGGUAUUGAGCCUAUCAUUCCCCAGGUACUCACUUUGGAGCAAAAAGCUUCGCGGUAUCUAUGGUCAACCGAUAAUGAUUAUCCGCCACACCUGAAGUCGAUACCUUCAAAAGAUCGGCACUCCGAAUUGGAAAUCUUCGAUAAACUGGGGCUUGUGGAGACUGCGACGCUGCUACCCAAGAUAGUGCCUAAGAAAGGUUUCCUAGGAGCUUUUUCCACAUGGUUGUAUAAAGCUGCCAAUGACCAAAUCCAUGGUACGGCCUAUGAAGGGCUGACUAUUUCCGAUGUCGAAAAAGCAAAUAGAGACAACAAGAAGACCGGCACCGAUGUUAUGCGAGGCGACAACAUCGGAUUACUGCCGGAUUGGUGGUCCGAUGCCCGUUUUUCACAGCAGUACUUCACCGGAACUAAUCCUACGACAAUUGGUGUAGCGCCACUGCAAUGGACCAACGUUUUUAAAGCUGGCGCUACUAAGCAGGGUAGGAAGGAUGUAGUAGACAUCAUUGACAGCAGUGAUAAGCUCUACUAUCAGGAUUACAGCUAUCUACGCGAGGCCGUGGGAAUUGAAGAAGACGCAGAGUUCUUAUCUCAGGACAAGGACACCGAGACUCGCUAUGCUUGUGCCUCCGUGACUCUGUUCUCAUUGAGCGACGACGGCAAACUGCACCCGCUAGCAAUUAUCAUUGACUGGAAAGGUGACAUCGAUCGCUCAGUAGUUGUGUUCAACAAACGCCUACAACCAUCUAACCCAUACUACGCGAAGCCUUCCGAAGAUGAGAAAAACGAUUGGCCGUGGCGCUAUGCGAAGACUUGUGCUCAAGUGUCGGACGGGAUGUGGCAUGAGAUUUCAGUCCAUUUGACCCAUACCCAUCUGAUUGAGGAGGCUGUCAUAGUAGCUGCAAACCGUACUCUUCCGCCCGAUCAUCCUGUCUUCCGGAUUCUUGAGCCUCAUUGGUUCAGAACACUGUCACUCAAUGCCGCUGCUCGCAAUACGUUGGUGCCGAGCAUCAUACUCGAUCUCGUUGGAAUGACGCCCGUUCAAGCCAAAUCUCUCGUUAACUACGCCUACGAUACCUUCAACUUCACAGAAAAUUACGUGCCUGAGCAGCUCAAGAAUCGCGGCUUUGAGCCUGGCAAGCUCGACGAGCCCAAGUUGAGGAACUACGCCUACGGGCGGAACAUCGUCCAGAUCUGGGAUGCAAUCCACGUAUUCGUGACCUCUUUGGUCUCGCUUGACUACGCCGACGAACAGCAGGAAACAGGAGACAAGAAGGGCAAUCGCCAGUAUGUAUCCGAAGAUCAACAUAUCACCUCAUGGUGCGCAGAGCUCCAAGACAAAGAUAAGGGCCGUCUCCCGUCAUUUCCCACGAUCAAAACUCGAGCCCAAUUAAUCGACGCUCUCACCAUGUCCAUUCACAUUGCCUCACCCCAGCAUACAGCAGUAAACUACCUCCAGAACUUCUACCAAUCCUUUGUGAUCGCCAAACCACCCGCCCUGUAUACGCGCCUCCCCACCACCCUCACCGACCUUAACGCCAUCGACGAAAAAUACUUCGUUAAAACUCUCCCUAUCAGCCGUCAGCGCGAAUGGCUCCUGGCCGCCCAAGUCCCCUGGCUCCUGAGCUUCCGAGUUGCGCAGGAAUAUAAUCUCGUCACAUACGCGGCCAGCGUGUGGAAUAUUUACAAGAAAAAGGGGAAGGAGGACGAGGUUGCCAUCAAGCAGUCCGCACGCACGUUUUAUCAGGAGCUGAGGAGUUUGAUUGGGGAGUUUGCAAAGCAUUCGAAUGAGAUGGAUGAGGGGAGCGUGCCGUACGUGGUCAUGGAUCCCAAUGCUACUGCUGUUUCUAUCUUGAUUUGA
This is a messenger RNA of Bacidia gigantensis, 2187 nucleotides long. RefSeq lists its product as uncharacterized. NCBI's taxonomy places the organism in Eukaryota, Fungi, Ascomycota, Lecanoromycetes, Lecanorales, Ramalinaceae. Bases 1 to 2187 code for a protein of 728 amino acids. Gene Ontology annotation, biological process: lipid oxidation. Gene Ontology annotation, molecular function: metal ion binding; oxidoreductase activity, acting on single donors with incorporation of molecular oxygen, incorporation of two atoms of oxygen. The record is from RefSeq and is a predicted model, not a curated record. The transcript has 2 exons.